GGAGGGGCUUGUGAGUUGCGCGCGCAAGCUCCCUCCAUUCUCCCGUUUCCCGUGGUUCAGCUCGUGCAUCACGGCGCGUGGCCGGCCUCAGUGCUCCGAGCGGACAUGGCGAUGCACGUGCCCAAGGCCCCGGGCUUUGCCCAGAUGCUGAAAGAAGGCGCUAAGCAUUUUUCAGGAUUAGAAGAAGCUGUAUUUAGGAACAUACAGGCAUGUAAGGAGCUUGCCCAAACAACCCGUACUGCUCUUGGACCAAAUGGAAUGAACAAAAUGGUUAUCAAUCAUCUUGAGAAGCUUUUCGUGACAAACGAUGCUGCAACUAUCUUAAGGGAGUUGGAGGUCCAACACCCUGCUGCAAAAAUGAUUGUAAUGGCUUCCCAUAUGCAAGAGCAAGAAGUUGGAGAUGGAACAAACUUUGUCCUUGUUUUUGCUGGAACCCUUCUUGAGCUAGCAGAGGAACUUCUGAGGAUGGGACUUUCAGUUUCAGAGGUGAUAGAAGGUUAUGAAAAAGCUUGCAAGAAAGCCCUAGAAAUUCUUCCUGACUUAGUAUGCUGUUCUGCAAAGAAUCUGCAUGAUGUUGAAGAAGUGGCAUCUUUGCUGCACACCUCAGUAAUGAGUAAACAAUAUGGCAAUGAAAUCUUCCUGGCAAAGCUUAUUGCUCAGGCAUGUGUAUCUAUUCUUCCUAAUUCUGGUCAUUUCAAUGUUGACAGCAUCAGAGUAUGCAAAAUUUUGGGCUCUGGUAUCUCUGCCUCUUCAGUCCUGCAUGGUAUGGUUUUUAAAAAAGAAACUGAAGGAGAUGUUACUUCUGUCAAAGAUGCCAAAAUAGCUGUGUAUUCCUGUCCUUUUGAUGGCAUGAUAACUGAAACUAAGGGCACUGUAUUGAUAAAAACUGCUGACGAACUUAGGAAUUUCAGCAAGGGAGAAGAAAAUCUAAUGGAUCUGCAAGUCAAGGCAAUUGCUGAUGCUGGUGCAAAUGUUGUAGUAACAGGUGGCAAAGUGGCAGACAUGGCACUUCAUUAUGCCAAUAAAUACAAUCUUAUGUUAGUCAGGUUGAACUCAAAAUGGGAUCUCAGGAGGCUGUGUAAAACGCUUGGCGCUACCGCUCUUCCCAAAUUGAUUCCACCUACAUUAGAAGAAAUGGGUCAUUGCGACAGUGUUUAUUUGUCAGAGGUUGGGGAUACACAAGUAGUUGUGUUUAAGCAUGAAAAGGAAGAUGGUGCCAUUUCUACCAUAGUAAUCCGUGGAUCUACAGAUAAUCUAAUGGAUGACAUAGAGAGAGCUAUAGAUGAUGGUGUUAAUACUUUCAAAGUACUCACUAGGGAUAAACGUCUUGUUCCUGGUGGUGGUGCAACAGAGAUUGAGUUGGCCAAGCAGAUAGCAUCUUAUGGAGAGACAUGUCCUGGGCUUGACCAGUAUGCUAUCAAGAAAUUUGCUGAGGCAUUUGAAGCCAUUCCUCGAGCACUAGCAGAAAAUUCGGGAGUAAAGGCCAAUGAGGUUCUCUCCAAACUUUAUGCAGUGCACCAAGAAGGCAACAAAAAUGUUGGAUUUGAUAUUGAGGCUGAAACUGCAGCUGUGAAGGAUAUGUUGGAAACUGGUGUGUUAGAUACAUAUCUUGGAAAACACUGGGGUAUUAAACUGGCUACAAAUGCUGCAGUGACUGUGCUCAGAGUAGAUCAGAUUAUUAUGGCAAAACCAGCGGGCUGUCCAAAAGCCCCUAAACAACAAGGACACUGGGAUAAGGAUGAAUGGAAAGAUUAACCUGAAAAAUAGCGAGCUGUAAAAUCAGUGGAACUGGUUAUAUUGAGUUGAGAGACACGUCUGUUGCAUGAAUGUAUCCACACUCAGCACAGAGCUAAUAUGUAUUGUUGGCUUUCAAGGGCACGUGUGCGAGCAGUUUCACCUUUUUAACAACCUAUUUGAAAUACGAUUUGUGGCAGAUUGCUGUGCUGUAGUGAAUUCAUCUUAUUUACUGAAACUAAAUUGUGCGGUGCUACUUGAGAGAGGCGUAGCUGCCAUUUUUGGAAGUCUGCCUAUGCUGGGAAAUCCUGAUGUCAGGGAUUUAAAAUAGAUUUUCAGUUUAUUCAGAUUUUGUGCAUUACAGAUUAUCUUUAAACUCUUCCUGUAAUAUAUUGCAUGUGUUCAGUAACCCAGUCACUCUCUGACAAACUAACUAGAUAUUAAACAGAUCUUUCUUAGAUGUGAAAGUGUACAGCUUGAAUCCCCCUCUCCCUUUUAAAAAAGGUAACUGAGGGAAUACUGAAAUUGUAUUGGGGAAAACAGCAUCUUAUGAUGUGCCAACUUGCAAUAUAGUUGCAGAAAUAUCGGACACACCCAAUGGCAAAAGCUUGUCUGUUAAAAUGUACAAAAGUAACAGAUCUGCAUAAGUUUAGUGAAUGCUGCUCAAACUGCAUGUCUCAAGCUAU
Messenger RNA from Trachemys scripta elegans, 2420 nucleotides. It is a transcript of the gene CCT8, whose product is annotated as chaperonin containing TCP1 subunit 8. The coding region runs from base 106 to 1755 and encodes 549 amino acids. The record is from RefSeq and is a predicted model, not a curated record. Gene Ontology annotation, biological process: protein folding. NCBI's taxonomy places the organism in Eukaryota, Metazoa, Chordata, Testudines, Emydidae. Gene Ontology annotation, cellular component: chaperonin-containing T-complex. Gene Ontology annotation, molecular function: ATP binding; ATP-dependent protein folding chaperone; ATP hydrolysis activity. The transcript has 15 exons.